CCAUUGCAGGAAACGUUUGAUGGGUGGAAGUCAACAUCACGAACGCUUGGCGAAACUCAGGAAGCUAGAAAACGAUCAAUUAAAAAUUACUGCCAGAAACAUUCAUCCAACAGAAGACUAACCGACCAAGAACUUAGAUUUGUGAUCGUGGAAGAUGCACAUAAAAUCAUUUUCUGUUCCAUUCCGAAAGUGGCUUCCACAACGUGGAAAAGGGUGUUGGCAGAUCUUCAGGGACUCAAACAAGGAAUAUAUGUUCACCAAGCAAGGUUAUGGCGUCGCCUUGGAGAAUACAGUGAGGAAGGACAGUCACAUCGACUUAAGAACUAUUUCAAGUUUAUGUUUGUUCGGGAGCCACUGCAUCGGAUCCUUUCUGCUUACAAAGACAAGUUCAUCGGGAAGAAUCGUGACUUUAGCAAAAAUAUUCGAAAAAUGAUCGUAAAUAGCCUUCGUUCUGAGAAUUCUGUCGAGUAUGGGCAGGAUAUGAAGGUGUUUUCGCGGAAGCCAUCAUUUGAUAAAGAUAACAAUGUGAGUUUUCCUGAGUUCAUCCGGUAUUACUCCGCAGACAUACCACGCAACCCACACUGGCGGCAAUUUAAAGACCUGUGCCAUCCCUGUUUCAUUGAUUACGAUGUCAUCGGUAAUUUAGAGACCUUGGCAGAAGACGCCACCCUUGUGUUAAAAAUGGCGGGAAUUGACGACUAUGUAAAUUUCCCGCCGAUACACAACGCCACUGGCUCACGUGAUAUGGAACAUUAUUAUUCUCAAGUUCCCCAUGAAGACGUAGUAAGGCUUGCAGAGUUAUAUCGAGAUGACUAUAAACUUUUCGGGUAUGAAUUUCUUGGUCCUGUGAAGCAUUUACUAAAUCAGUCUUCGAAUAUCGGUGUUUGA
Molecule: messenger RNA, 888 nt
Organism: Pocillopora meandrina
Lineage: Eukaryota; Metazoa; Cnidaria; Anthozoa; Scleractinia; Pocilloporidae
Source: the annotation of a GenBank genome assembly